CUAAAUUAUUCAAAAACCAUGUGGAUUGACACUUCUCUUCAAAAUCAAGGCUAUCAUUUACAUAAAGAACAAGUACUGAGUGUCGAUAAACUUCAGCUUUAUAAUGAAGACGAUGAUACCACAACAGAUAACGGAAAGACAUUGAGCAGUGUAGUCACUAUGGCAGAUAAUAUUUCUCAUGAUUCACCUUUAUAUGAGGAAGAAGAAUCUCUGGCUACAUUUGAAAAGAUCAUGAAAGACCCUGAGAAUAGUAGAAUAUCUAAAUAUCGAAACACUUAUUUUAUGGAUGGAGGAAGUAGAUUUAUUUCUUUACCUACUUUGGGUAAUACGAGCACAAAAGCUGCAUCACAUAUUAGUCGAGUGUUUGAAGAUUGGCUUCAAUACAAAUUAUAUCAUCAAAACUAUGAUGAACGUUUACCCAUCCUGGAGGAUUCAGUUGAGUUGAUUGCAGAGGAUAUUGUCAACAAACUAAAGUCACGAAAUUCAGUAAGGGGAUUAGCUGGGCUUGCCCGUAUUUUUAUACAAAUCAGAACAGGUCACAUCUAUACAUAUCAUCCAUUAGAAGAUGGUCAGCCUCUUAUUACAGCCGAUAUGGAAGAUUUCUUCCAACAGUUUCCAUUAUUCGUUGAAAUCAUUAUUUAUACAAUGCCGAGAGAAGAUCAAUCGAUUGAAGAUGUUCAACUAUUAUUAACCGUAGAGAAUAUAACGAUCAACCCUUCUGAGCCAUAUCAAAUAAAGCAAGAUAUUCAACUUGUAGCUUAAUACCCUUCUUUUUGGCUGUAAAUAAAUAAAUAAAUUAUUCGUUUUAUUCAGUAUCUGAAUCACUAUACAGCACUAAACCUCCAUUACUAUUACUAUUAUUAUUAUUAUUAUUAUUA
Molecule: messenger RNA, 878 nt
Organism: Rhizopus microsporus ATCC 52813
Lineage: Eukaryota; Fungi; Mucoromycota; Mucoromycetes; Mucorales; Rhizopodaceae
Exons: 3
Coding region: 19-762 (247 amino acids)
Source: RefSeq, a predicted model, not a curated record